AUGGCCAUGGACCCGGCUGCCGUCCCCAGCGUUGCCCAACCCCCGGUGAUCGAUUUGGAGCCGGAACCCGCGGUAAGCGGGAGUUCCGGGAAGAGGGCCUUGGACCUGGCCGCUGUGGAGGCCGACACUGGGAAAAAGAGGCCCCGGAUGAGGCAGGCUGGCUCAGCCGGUGAGUCACACGGGGAAAGCCGCCUCGCCGCGAAGGAGAUUCCCGCAUUACCGACCCUCCCAAUACAUCCGGCACUACCCGAGGAGGGGAAAGCCGUCUUGCAGGAAGAGCAGUUCCGGCUAAUUUCCCAGACCUGGGAGAGUGGCCGGGAUUGGAGAGAUGAGACGUACAAGGCCCUGACGAUUCGUUAUCAGGAUGCUCUGUUGUCCCAUCGGAAUGCUGACCUGGUGGCCGAGGCGGCCAUGAAAAUGGAGACACUCCAGUUGGAGCUGGAGGCGGCCGUAAAUCAAAGGGAGGUCGCCAAGGAGGCCCUGGCCAGGGAGACGGCCCAGGCUUGGGAGACUUUGAGAAAAGCGGUUGCUCAGGCAGACGCGGAUCGCGCAGAGUUCGACCGAGUCAAGGCCGGGCUCGAGGAGGCCUUAUCUCGGAAAGAAACCGAGGCCAACGAGAGGGCAGCCCUUCUGGAGGCGGCUGCGGCUCAGUCUAUCCGGGAUGGGGAGAAGAUCCAAGACUUGGAGACUCGAGUCCGCGAGCUGGACAGCUCUCUUCGUGAGGAGGUGACGGCGCAUGAGGAGGCCCGCCGCGGAAAGGAGCAGGCGGACGACUUGCUGCAUGUCAGUUUUGAGGAGGCCAUCUACAUGGCUUGGCGCAAGGACAAAAGCAUGAACCUCCUGAUCUUUCCCGACCCAGAAUCGAAGAGGGCUGAAUUCGAGGCCAAGGAGAAGGAAGACGUGGAGCUUCUGGAGGACGAAGCCUAG
Messenger RNA from Humulus lupulus (European hop), 927 nucleotides. RefSeq lists its product as uncharacterized. The transcript has 2 exons. Lineage: Eukaryota; Viridiplantae; Streptophyta; Magnoliopsida; Rosales; Cannabaceae. The coding region runs from base 1 to 927 and encodes 308 amino acids. The record is from RefSeq and is a predicted model, not a curated record.